This is a messenger RNA of Prorocentrum cordatum, 758 nucleotides long. The record is from the annotation of a GenBank genome assembly. Lineage: Eukaryota; Dinophyceae; Prorocentrales; Prorocentraceae.
GCCUGGAAGAUUCUAUCCAGCGGAUCGUUGCAGCUCAGCUCGCUUCCACGGAGUCAGCGCUUGAGUCCACAGUCUCCAACAUCGUUCAGCCGUCUUUCUCAGCAAUGCAGACGUCGCUGCUGGCCAGCCUCAUCUCCACCAUGCGCACGGAGAUGUCGCCGAUGCAUACGAAGCACUUUGAGCACUUUGAGCUUGAGAGGUCCGUCGCGGUCUGCCAGGCGUCCUCCAACAAGAUCCAGCAAUGUCAGGUCAAUAUGCGGGCAACCUUCGAGAAGACGGAGGACUUGCUCGCAAUCGCGGAGGCGGAGACGCCACCGUGUUCCCUCCAGCAACUGGCAGACUGGGACCGUGCAGCUGAGUCCACCAUCUCCACGUGUGGCUCCCCCAGCAUCUUCAGCUCGGGUGCGCUGCGGGCGCUCAAGAUGGGCUGCAUGUGGAGGGAUUUCUCGGUGCUGCACAUGGAGCGCAACCCCAGGCCUCUCCAUCUCAGUGGUGGCAAGUCGCCCAAAGACACCCGUCGCGAGAUCCAGGCCGAGAAAUUGCACCGUAUCCCCACGGAUGCACGACCUGAAUUUCCAUGGCGCUGCCAACGGGCUCGAGGGACCACCGUGGCGGAGACCAUGCCAGUGCGCGGACUCAAGACCGGCAGCGAUGCCAACGAACCCAUCAAUAUCGAUUGGGACCCAGAGGCCACCCAGCAAUUCAGCAUCGACCACGAGCGCUACAAGGUACAGUUCGCCAAUAUGUUGGCCAGCCCG